Coregonus clupeaformis (lake whitefish) is the source of this 1443-nucleotide messenger RNA. It is a transcript of the gene zp3c, whose product is annotated as zona pellucida glycoprotein 3c. Gene Ontology annotation, molecular function: acrosin binding. Bases 46 to 1350 code for a protein of 434 amino acids. Gene Ontology annotation, biological process: binding of sperm to zona pellucida; positive regulation of acrosome reaction; egg coat formation. Gene Ontology annotation, cellular component: extracellular matrix. NCBI's taxonomy places the organism in Eukaryota, Metazoa, Chordata, Actinopteri, Salmoniformes, Salmonidae. The record is from RefSeq and is a predicted model, not a curated record. The transcript is spliced from 9 exons.
CACUGUUCUGGAUUAGUUGAGGGAGAGUUGGUGGUGAAGCGCAAGAUGGUGGUGAAAUUGGCACUGGUGCUUUUGCUCAUGAGUUACUACGCAGUUUAUGGUUUGCCAGGUCAGGGCUUCCCUUUUGAUUAUGAUGUGAAUGACACUGAGGUUCUGUGGGAUGAGAUGGAGCGAUUGGGGUUUGAUGAUGCAUCUAAACCCAAGGUCAGAUCUCAUUCUCAAAUUACAGACACUCUCAUGUUGAAACAUUCUCAUAAGCCAGACUAUUUGAAGCUACCAGAAUACAUCCCUAUUCGCGCUUCUGAGGACCAAGCAUACCUCUUCAAGCCUGAAGGGAACUUCAGGCCGCUGCCCCACUCCGUCAAGCACAUCCUGCUGCCCACCACACCUCCGACGACCACUCCUCCAUUUCACUCUAAGAAGAUUGAGGUCCUGUGCCACCUUGACAGGAUUUAUGUGAGAAUUAGAAAGGACGCCUUAACCAACCCCAACGCCUGCAAGUACCUCAAACUCCACAACUGCACUGUCAACAAAUCCACAGCUGAACACCACUACAUGCUCUACAACAUCAAAAGCUGUGGCUUCCACAGAAAGUGUACCGCUGACUAUAUUUCAUACUCUAACGUGCUGAAGUAUGAGCCAGAGGCUAUCGGCGGUAUUGUGAGGGAGUUGCCAUUCUCUAUUUACCUUGAAUGCCGCUACAAUCGGAUCCACCACUCUUACAAGGUUGGCUUUCAUCCUCGUUUGGAGGGAAGAAAAGUCUUCAAGGCCCUUAAAUCCAAGGCCGGUGUCACGCUCACACCUUAUGAUGAUUCAUGGAACAUGCUCACUGCAGAUAAAAGCUAUAUCCUGGGACAACCAAUGUACUUUGAGGCCAAAGUUCCCACUAUUUCUAGGCAUCGGCGGGUGUAUGUUAACAACUGUUAUGUGACUGCGAGCCCCAACCCUAGAUCCACUCCCAAAUACAGUGUGGUCGAUAACUAUGGAUGCAUGGUGGAUGGCAAGAAUACUGUCCAGUCAAAGUUCCUGUCACAUACCACCAACGGUCUGAGGUUCAGUGUCGGAGCCUUCAUCUUCCAGGAACUGGACAAUCAGCAGAAACUCUACUUGCACUGUAAAAUAACUACUGGGAAUGUCACACCAACUCCGAGUUCCAAAUCCUGCAACUAUGACACAAAGACUAAAAAAUGGAUUGAACUGUGUGGUGACGCUGCGGUUUGCUCCUGCUGUGUCAGCUCUUGUCCUUCUCCACAACCAUCCGCUCACGCGCGGACUGUGACCAGUCAUAUUCUGACGAUUGACCAUGGCAAAAAUGGCAUGGUAGAGGCACAUGCUAAAAAUGGAGCAUGAAGACCUUCAAGGAUGGGGCUACUAAAGGUGCUGUUGGAAGGAUUUAAUGAGAAGUGGACAAUUUGUUUGAUAAAAUAAACUUUUUUAAACUAU